Paramecium octaurelia is the source of this 1904-nucleotide messenger RNA. The record is from the annotation of a GenBank genome assembly. NCBI's taxonomy places the organism in Eukaryota, Ciliophora, Oligohymenophorea, Peniculida, Parameciidae.
UAAAUAUCAUGAUACAACAAGAGGUUUUAAAUGAAAUAUUUGUUCCCAAUCAAUUAGCUUAGGUCUUGGAAACUGUGGCUCAGAGCAACAAAAAAGGUAACAUAGAAUUAGAUUACUUUGGCGUUAAGGUGAGAGAGGGGAAGUAUGAAAAUAAAGCUGCACCCAAUAAGAAGAAAUAAAAAUAAAUAAAACAAUAGUAAUAACAAUAAUAGCAACAAUAAGCCUAAGUUUAGUAGUAAACAGCUGACUAUGUAGAGCAAGAGGAGAUCGAUGAUAAAUAUGCAAAAUAAAUUUAGUUUGAUGAUGAUGAAAAUCUGGAUAUGGAUUAAAUUUAACAACAAUAAUAAUUCCAAGAUGCUUAGGCUUAUAACAUUAAUGAAAAUAUAGAAUUUUAUUUGACAUCUGAAUACAAGACAGUGAAAUUCAAUGAUAGGAAAGAACUCGCAUGUUUGGUAGGUAUCAAAGCUAAAGAAGUACAUUAACCAUAGGUUCCUUAACAGAUCGAAGGAGAUGCAUAGAACUAAUUUAACAUGGAUUAAUAGCAACACUCAAAGGUGGGAGUGGAUUUAGUAAUAUAUCUAGAAAUAUCAUUUAGCUAUGUGUAAUUGAUAGAAGUGGCAGCAUGAGUGGAGAGAAGAUAGAGAUGGUAAAAUAAACCUUAAACAUCUUGUUAAAUUUCUUGGGUCCUAAAGAUCGAUUGUGUUUAAUAUAAUUUGAUGACACUUGUUAGAGAUUGACCAAUUUGAGAAGAGUGACUGAUGAGAACAAAACUUAUUAUUCGGACAUCAUUUCAAAAAUAUAAGCUAAUGGUGGUACAGUAAUUGGUUUAGGUACUCAAAUGGCCUUAAAACAAAUUAAAUAUAGAAAGAGUGUGAAUAAUGUGACUUCAAUUUUCGUAUUGUCUGAUGGAUAGGAUGAGGCUGCAAUUUCCUAACUUUAAAAGCAACUUGCCUAUUAUAAAUAAACUCUUACAAUCCACUCCUUUGGUUUUGGUAGUGAUCAUGAUGCUAAAUUAAUGACCAAAAUCUCUAAUUUGGGUAAGGGUAGUUUCUAUUUUGUUAACAACAUAUCUCUGCUUGAUGAAUUUUUCGUUGAUGCACUAGGUGCUCUGACUUCAAUGGUGGUAACUGAUAUUAGUAUAACUUUGGAAAACAAAAUGCAAAGUCCUUAUGAUGCUAUAACAAUAUCCAAAUUCUAUGGCGAAUAAAAACUGAACACUUAGAAUACGAAUGUGCAACUGAAGAUUCCUUUUCUUGCUGAAGGAUAGAGAAGAGAUUUUGUUUUUAAACUCAACAUCCCUUAUAUCAAUAAUAACAAUGUAUUGUUUCAUUAUUUUUUUAAGGUUCAAUCAGAAAAUGUCGUCCUGUUUAAAGCAUUAGCUAAGAUCACCAGUUCCCAAACCAAAGAGACUAUUGAGAAAUAAGUUGAAUUGGUUGUAAAAUUCGUUGAUGAAAAUUAACCUCUCAAUGAAGAAUAAGAUUAGUACAUUAUUAUUUUUAUAAUUUUUAAGCUUUGUCACUGAAUAAGUUUUCAGAGUUGAAUCAGCUGAGGUUAUCAAGGAUGCUCUUCACAAGUGUCAAAAUAGAUAAAAUUAGUAAGCCAUUAAUAUGAUCGGCUCUCUAAUUUCAAAAGUGUAGGAAAAUCCUUAACUAAUUGAAAAAGUGAAGAACAUUGUCUCCGAUCUUGAACAAGUCAAGUAGGCAGCCAGACAAGAAUAUUUCAAUAAAUUUGGAAGUAAAUAAAUGUAUUAGAUCAUUUCAAACAAUUAUAACUAAUAAGGAAUUAAUGCAAAAUUUGAUGCCACUGGAAUACAAUUGCAAUAGGAGGAAUAAUCUUAAUUCUAAAACCAAAAAUAAAUGAUGUGGGUUAAGAAGGUCUAAUAUUCAAAAAAAUGCAAACCAUGA